AUGAGUAUCGGUGGCUCUUACCUUGGCGCCAAAGCUGCCAUAGAGUUUUGCGCACAUGGAUUCUACAACAAUCAGACUAAAAAACAACGCAAAACUCCCGAAAUCUACUUCGCCGGCACCAAUAUCUCUAGCACCUAUCUCACCCAACUCAUCGAAAUCAUCGGCAAUCGCGAUUUCGCGGUCAAUGUCAUCUCCAAAUCGGGCACGACCACCGAGCCUGCCAUCGCCUUUCGCAUUUUCAAAAAUCUCCUAGAAGAACGCUAUGGUAAAGAGGCAGCAAAACAACGUAUAUACGCUACCACCGAUGCCCAACGAGGCGCACUCAAGACCCUCGCCACUCAAGAAGGCUACGAAACUUUCGUCGUACCCGACAAUGUAGGCGGACGAUUCUCUGUGCUCACAGCCGUUGGAUUGUUGCCCAUCGCCGUAGCCGGUAUAGAUAUCACAGCCCUCAUGCAGGGUGCCGCCGCCGGAGCUACUGCCUUCAAAAAAGCCGGAAACGACUGCCAUCAAUAUGCCCUCGUGCGCAAUAUCCUCCUUCGCAAAGGCAAAAACACCGAGAUACUCGCCAACUACGAGCCGCGCUGCCACUACAUCGCCGAAUGGUGGAAACAACUCUACGGCGAAAGCGAAGGCAAAGACGGCAAAGGCAUUUUCCCUGCCGCCGUUGACUUCACCUGCGACCUCCACUCCAUGGGGCAAUACAUACAAGAUGGCAACCGCAACCUUUUCGAGACGGUGUUGCUUAUCGAAAAGCCCGAGCACGACAUCACUAUGCAAGCCGCAGCUGUCGACCUCGAUGGACUCAAUUACCUCUCCGGCAAAACCCUCGAUUACAUCAACAAAAAAGCGAUGGAAGGCACCAUCAUGGCGCAUACCGACGGCGGAGUGCCCAAUAUGAUCAUCCGAAUCCCCGAAGCUACACCUUACUAUCUCGGGCAGUUGUUCUUCUUUUUCGAGAAAGCAUGUGCCGUCAGCGGCUACAUGUUGGGUGUCAAUCCAUUCGACCAACCCGGCGUGGAAGCUUAUAAAAAGAAUAUGUUUGCACUGCUUGGAAAGAAAUAG
This is a messenger RNA of Darwinula stevensoni, 1065 nucleotides long. The record is from the annotation of a GenBank genome assembly. Lineage: Eukaryota; Metazoa; Arthropoda; Ostracoda; Podocopida; Darwinulidae.